CCUCAGAAAGAUGUGAAAAAAGAAGUAAAGAAAGAGGAUAAAGAUAAAAAGGAAGAGAAGGAGGCCAAAAAAGAGAUUAAAAGGCCCGCCAAAGAUUCAAAGAAAUCAGCAGCAUCUUCGUCAGAUGCUAAAAAGUCUACCGUUAAGGCAAAGGCUCAAAAGAAAGAUGACUCCAUCAAUAAAGAAUCAGCAGCUCCAGGCAAGUCAAAGGAAAAAAAACAAAGGUGAUUAAGAAAGUGGGUGAGAAGAAGCCCUUGGCAGCUGCAGGAGCAGUUGUUGCCACUGCAGCUAUUGCCGCAACAGCUUCUGUUGCUGCUACAGCUAUAGCAACUGGAAAUAUAGGUAAUAUGGUGACAGAAAGAUCUCUCAUGUCAUCUCCUGAAGAUUUAACGAAAGACUUUGAAGAGCUUCAUAAUGAAGAAGGCAUCAUAAAUGAAGAACUGAAAUCCCACCUUCAGGCUCUGUCACCCACAGAUGAAGCUGUCAUAGUACAGACUGAAUCUUACACCAUCAAGAAUGAAAAUACUAGCAGUGAACAACCCGCAGAUUCACCAGAUGAAGGAAUAACUACAAUGGAAGGUGAAUGUGAGCAGACUCCAGAAGAACUUGAAAUAAUAGAGAAACACAGGACGAGUGAAAUCGACAAGUUUGAAGAUGAAGGAACUGGUUUGGAGGAAUCAUCAGAAGCUGGUGAUUAUGAAGAAAAGGCCGAAACAGAAGAAGUUGAAGAACAAAUGGAAGAUAUUGAAGAAAGAGCUUCACUGGUAGAACAUCAUACUGGUGAGUUUGGAGAAACUGAUGAAACUGAGGAAGAGGUUGAAACAGAUGUAGUUAAGCAUUUGAAGAGUAAACAUGAAGACAUUAUUGAUUCUGAGACAGCAGAAGAAACAAGCCGAAGAAGAUAUUGAUGAAAGUGCUGAAAAGGUUGAAGCUGAUGUAACAGAAGAAGAGGUGGAGGAAGAUAAAACAGAUGAUGCAAAGGAUGAUGAAGAAACAGAAAAGCUGGAAACAGACCAUUAUCUAACAGCUAUAAAAGACAAGUCAGAAAUAGUUAGUGACACCGAAGAUAAGUACAUUCUGUCUUCAACACCAUCCAAGACUUCUGAGCCCCAAUCCCCAGCUGUUGAACCCGGUGCUUCAAUUCAUGAUGAAACUUUACCUGGUGGCUCUGAAAGUGAAGCAACUGCAUCUGAUGAAGAAAAUCGAGAAGAUCAGCCAGAGGAAUUUACUGCCACCUCUGGAUUUACUCAUUCAACCAUUGAAAUAUCUAGUGAACCAACACCAAUGGAUGACAUGUCAACACCCAGAGAUGUAAUGAGUGAUGAGACAAACAAUGAAGAAAGUGAGUCUCCAUCUCAGGAAUAUGUCAAUAUAACUAAAUAUGAGGCCAGCUUGUACUCCCAGGAGUAUGACAGAACUAGAGUGUCUCCACUGCCUGAAGGUUUGAAUGGGUUAUCUGAUGUGUCCAAAACAGAUGCUACAGAUGGCAAAGAAUACAGUGCUUCAGCUUCUACUAUCUCACCUCCAUCCUCUUUGGAAGAAGACAAAUAUUCCAAGUCGGCACUGAGGGAUGCAUAUAUGUCCCAUGGACAUAUUGACAUGAAAGGUUCCAAAAAUCUUGAAAUUCAGGAUGAUUAUGAGCUGGAAGAAAAAUUAAGUCCAAGUAAAAGUCCUGCUCCACCUUCACCAAUAUCUAAAACACCUUUAAGUGAAAGAAGUGUCAAUUUUGAUCUUACUCCUAAUGAAAUAAAAACAUCAGAUCUUGGUAUCCUACCACCUUUACAUGACCAUGAACAAGAUAUCACUGAACAGUGUCCUUCCCCAGAUGAUAAAACUCUUGAAGUAGCUUCUCCUUCUCAAUCUGCUGCUGGAAGUGCUGGGCACACGCCUUACUAUCAGUCACCAACUGAUGAAAAAGCUUCAAAGCUACCACCAGAAACAUUGGAAAGGACAUCUGUUCCUGUUGUCUUUGAAUUUUCUGAUACCAAAGAUAAAAGUCCCAAAAUAAGUCCUAUGGAUGAGCCAGUGCCAGAUUCAGAAUCCCCAAUAGAGAAAGUAUUAUCUCCAUUGCGCAGCCCACCAUUGAUAGGAUCAGAGAUAACGUAUGACAGAUUUUUAACUACUAAUACUAAAUCAUCAUCUGGUCACGGUAGCACUGUUGAUGAGCAUUCCUCUUCUCAGAUUAGUCCUGUAUCUGAAAUGCUGUCUGAUGCAAUUUCUCAGGAACAUGGUGAAAAGAGUGAACUUUUCUCUAGUAAAUUAUUUGGUGUAGAGACAAAUACUUAUAAUAGCAAGCAUGCAGCAUCCAAUGUACUGGAUGGUGGUAAGCUUGCAGGGGACGUUUCUCCUACUCAAAUAAACACCAAUCCAUUUAUCUCAUUUAAGGAGGACACAAAAAUGUCAAUUUCUGAGGGCACUGCAUCUGAUAAGUCUGCCACACCUGUAGAUGAAGUUGUGGCAGAAGAUACAUAUUCCCACAUUGAAGGUGUUGCCUCAGUCUCAACAGCCUCUGUUGCUACUAGUUCAUUCCCAGAACCAACCACUGAUGAUGUAUCUCCUUCACUUCAUGCUGAAGUUGGAUCACCUCAUUCCACUGAAGUAGAUGACUCCCUAUCAGUUUCAGUUGUUCAGACUCCCACCACAUUUCAAGAGACUGAAAUAUCACCAUCUCGAGAGGAAUGUCCCCGCCCAAUGUCAAUAUCUCCCCCAGAUUUCUCACCUAGAACAGGAAAGUCCUCAGCAUCACUGCAAGAGCAGCGCUCACCAGAACAGUCAACUAUGGAAUUCAGUCAGGAAUCACCAGAACAAUCAUUUGCUAUGGAUUUUAGCAGACAAUCACCAGAGCAUCCUGCAGUUGCCUCCAGCAUGCUUCACAUAUCAGAAAAUGGACCAACUGAAGUUGAGUAUAGCCCCUCUGACCAUCAUGACACUUACUUUGGCAAUAAGAUUUCAAUGGACAAUGAGUUUUAUGUUGUAGACAAAAGUCAACAACCAGCUGCUGAAGCUCAUGUGCAGGGUUCUGCUUCAACUUCCUCUGCACACUCACAAGCUUCUUCUCCUUUAAAAGAAGAUGAUUCUUUAAAAGAUGUGGUUCAGAAUUCUGACAUGCCCUUGUAUUCUCCACCAAUACUUGAGCCAGACUUUUUAAGGAUGAUAAGUUCUCCCCUGGAGCAGAUGUUUCUCCAUUAACUCCAACACCAUCCUUACUAAGACAGUCCCCAGGCUCAACAGAUCCUACACAGAAGAUUAAUUUGAGUGAUCACAGUUCAGAAGCCCUAUCAUUAGAAGCUAGGGUUGCUGAACAAGAAAGCUUUCAAAUGAGAGCUUUGAAUUCAGUAGUUAAGGAACCCACAAUUCUCCAUAAUACAAACCCCUUUGCUUAUGCAGCAGAAUUUGAUGGCAGAGACAGUUUAGGUGAUGCUUAUGGCUAUUCCAGUGAAACAAAUGACCGAUUUUCUGCCUCAGAGAAAUCACCUUUUGCUGAGCACCGGCAAGAGGUUGACCUUUGUCUUGUGACUGCAUGUGAAUAUAAGCACCCAAAAACAGAACUGUCACCUUCUUUCAUUAACCCAAAUCCUUUAGAAUGGUUUGCAAGUGAGGAACAAGAACAGGAAAAACCUUUAACUCAACUUGGAGGAGGACAGCCUCCUUCAGGAGGAAAACAGAAAUCCCGCCAAUGUGACGAAACACCCCCAACAUCUGUAAGUGAGUCAGCCCCAUCCCAGACAGAUUCUGAUGUCCCACCUGAAACAGAAGAAUGUCCUUCAAUAACAGCAGAUGCAAACAUAGAUUCUGAAGAUGAAUCUGAGACUAUUCCUACUGAUAAAACUGUAACUUAUAAACACAUGGAUCCUCCUCCUAUUCCAAUGCAAGAUCCAAGCCCAUCUCCAAGGCACCCUGAUGUCUCAAUGAUGGACCCAGAAACUCUUCCUGUAGAGCAGAGCUUAGGCAAACCUAUGAAAAAGGACAUCAAGGAAAAAGGGAAAACAAAGAAAGUCGGAAGCAAAACAAAGUCAUCUUCUCCAGCUAGGAAAAGUGAUAGCAAAUUAAAAGCUGCAGCUGCCUCACCAAAACCAAUCAAGGAAACCAUGGAGAAGAGUGCAAAGACUGCAACUCCCAGAAAGAAAGACUCUGUAGAGAAAGGUCCAAAGGUUACCCCAAACCAAGAUCUCAAGUCAUCAAAAGGAGAAGAAAAAGAUAAAGAGACCAAGAAUGCUACAAAUAUAAAUACUACAAAAUCAUCCAAAACUGGAACUACAGGAGGUGGAUCUGCAAAAUCAUCGAAGGCUGCAGCUGUGCCCCCAGGUCCACCAGUAUACCUAGAUCUGGUCUAUAUACCCAAUCACAGCAGCAGCAAGAAUGUUGAUGUGGAGUUUUUCAAGCGGGUACGAUCCUCAUACUAUGUAGUGAGUGGAAAUGAUGCAGCAGCUGGGGAACCUAGUCGGGAUGUGCUGGAUUCUCUUCUAGAAGGCAAAGCUCAGUGGGGAAGUAAUAUGCAGGUUACGUUAAUUCCCACUCAUGAUUCAGAAGUCAUGCGGGAGUGGUACCAAGAGACACACGAGAAACAGCAGGACCUCAAUAUAAUGGUGCUGGCAAGCAGCAGCACUGUUGUUAUGCAAGACGAAUCCUUCCCAGCAUGCAAGAUUGAACUGUGA
This is a messenger RNA of Staurois parvus, 4655 nucleotides long. The record is from the annotation of a GenBank genome assembly. NCBI's taxonomy places the organism in Eukaryota, Metazoa, Chordata, Amphibia, Anura, Ranidae.